Molecule: messenger RNA, 1661 nt
Organism: Ornithorhynchus anatinus (platypus)
Lineage: Eukaryota; Metazoa; Chordata; Mammalia; Monotremata; Ornithorhynchidae
Gene: ACKR5
Product: G protein-coupled receptor 182
Exons: 2
Coding region: 98-1447 (449 amino acids)
Biological process (GO): G protein-coupled receptor signaling pathway
Cellular component (GO): membrane
Molecular function (GO): G protein-coupled receptor activity
Source: RefSeq, a predicted model, not a curated record
CUCUGGGUCCACACACACCACCCCACUGCCCGCCGGCACAGCUGCCCGGAUACUGAGGAGCCAGGGGAUCUGCUCAGCCCAGGUGUCCACCGCGCCCAUGACCACCGCGACCCCACUCCGCCCGACCGCCACCCCCUACCCGUUCGGUGACUUCGGCGACAGCCACAACUGGACGGAGCUGCUGCAAUUCCUCAACCACAGCCUGGCCCUGUGCGAGCUGGACCUGAACGCCGAUGUCAAGAGGGUGGUCCUGUUCGUGCUCUACCUGGCCGUGUUCGUGGGUGGCCUGGUGGAGAACCUGCUGGUCCUGUGGGUGGGCUGGCACAGCCGGCGCCGCCCCCGGGGCCCGCUGCAGCUCUAUGUGUUGCACAUGGCGCUGGCAGACCUGGGCAUGGUUCUGGUGCUGCCCGUGUGGAUGCUCGAGGUCCUGCUCGACUACACCUGGCUGUGGGGCGGCUUCCUCUGCCGCUUCAGCCACUACUUCUAUUUCGCCAACAUGUUCGCCAGCGUCUUCUUCCUGAGCUGCCUGAGUGUCGAGCGCUGCCUCAGCCUGGUGCCGGGUGCCGCCCCCCGCAACCCCUCGCCCCGGGCCCGCCAGGCCGUCUGCGCUGCCAUCUGGCUGCUGGCGGCCGUGGCCCCGCUGCCCGAGGUCGUGCACAUGCACCUGCUGCCGACCAGUCAGCCCGUCUGCAUCUUCUUGGCUCCCUUCGAGAGCUACGACGACUGGGCCUUGGCGGUGACCCUGGGCACCGCCUGCCUAGGCUUCCUGCUGCCGUUGGCCAUCGUGGGCGCCUGCAACCUGCUCAGCGCCCGUUGGUUGUGGCGCUCGGAGCAGCCGGGCGCCCGGCCCCAGGCCCUGCUGCUGCUGGCCUACCUGGCCGUCUUCCUGCUGUGCUGGGCGCCCUACCACGGCACCCUACUGCUGCUCACCCUACACGGCGCCUACCUGGAGCUGCCCUGCUCCCUAGCUUACCUCCUCUACUUCUUCUAUGACAUCAUCGACGCCGUGUCCAUGCUGCACUGUGUCGCCAACCCCGUGCUCUACAACUUCCUCAGCCGCGGCUUCCGGCGCCGCUUCCUGGACGCCGUGGUGCUCUACGUGGCCAAGGCCAGGCCCAAGGCCGGAGCCCGGGCCACCGCCGCCUCCUCCUCCUCCAGCACCCAGCACUCCAUCAUCAUCGCCAAGGAGAUGGCUGCUCCAUCGGGCCCCGCUGCAGACCCGACCCCACCCCACAGGGCACCGACCCCGGCCCCGGCCGGUCUCAGCCUUGACCCCUUCCCAAUGGCCCUGAUCCCACCUUCCCCCGGCCCUGCCCCUGCCCCUCCUGGCCCCGUCCCUACCCCCGUCCACAGCCUCGACCCCUCCCUCGCCUGCUCAGCUGCAGCCCUGACCCCAUCCCCGGGCCUCAACCCCACCCCUGCCCUCGCCCCCUCUGUCCAGCCCUGACCUUGCCCCACCUGACCCCGACCCCGCCCCUCAGCCCCGAUCCCGUCCACCCCCUCGCCACGCUGCCCAUCUGCAGCCCUGGCCCUGACCGUGCCCCGACCCCACCAGCUGUGGCCCUGCCCCAGCCUCAGUCCUGACCCCGCCCUGCUGUAGCUCUGACCCGGCCCCCAACCGGUCUACCCAGUGGCUGCCAUGGCUCCUAAUAAUAAUAAUG